AUGCAGUUACAGUUUAGAGAGGGGAGAGGUCACUUCAGCUGCAGGGAUAAGGAGGUGGUAUUUCAAAUGGGCCUUGAAGGAUGGCUAAGUCCCAGAAAUGCUUAUCAGAUGGGGAUAACAUUCCAGAUAGCAGGAAGGGCACACACAAAGGCUGGAGAUAAAAAAAAAGUGCAGAACAUAGGGAAUCCUGAAAAAGCCAUUUGGGAGUUACUUCCCAAAAAUGUUAAUCACAGCUGGAUUGAAAGAGUCUUUGGGAAAUGUGGCAAUGUUUUUUAUAUAAGUAUACCACAUUAUAAGUCUAUUGGAGAUCCAAAGGGAUUUGCGUUUGUGGAAUUUGAAACAAAAGAACAAGCAGCAAAAGCAAUUGAGUUUCUUAACAACCCACCAGAAGAAGCACCAAGAAAACCUGGCAUAUUUCCUAAAACAGUGAAAAAUAAGCCCAUUGCAGCCUUAAGAGUUGUGGAAGAGAAGAAAAAGAAAAAGAAGAAGAAAGGCCGAAUGAAAAAGGAAGACAAUAUCCAAGCCAAAGAAGAAAAUAUGGACACAAACAACACCAGCGUCAGUAAAAUGAAAAGAUCCAGACCCACAUCUGAGGGCUCUGACAUUGAGUCUGCUGAGCCCCAAAAGCAGUCCUCAAAGAAAAAGAAAAAACGGGACAGAGUUGAAGCAUCUAGCUUACCUGAAGUCAGAACAGGGAAGAGGAAGAGAAGCAGCUCUGAAGAUGCAGAAUCCCUAGCUCCCCGAUUAAAAGUAAAGAAAAUUAUUCAGAAAGACAUCAUUAAGGAAGCUUCAGAAGCUUCCAAGGAAAAUAGAGAUAUAGAAAUCUCUACUGAAGAGGAAAAGGAUACUGGAGAUCUAAAAGAUAGCUCUCUCUUGAAAACAAAAAGGAAACAUAAGAAAAAACACAAAGAGAGACAUAAAAUGGGAGAAGAAGUUAUACCAUUAAGAGUACUAUCAAAGUAAGUCUGUGGCUUAAAUUCUGUC
This is a messenger RNA of Symphalangus syndactylus (siamang), 984 nucleotides long. Its product is annotated as la-related protein 7-like. Gene Ontology annotation, molecular function: RNA binding. The record is from RefSeq and is a predicted model, not a curated record. Lineage: Eukaryota; Metazoa; Chordata; Mammalia; Primates; Hylobatidae.